CCUACUCGCUGCAGGCUGCACUUCAGCAUCCCCUGCACUGCACCAUCCGGCGUCCUGCGUCCACCACCAGAGUCCCAGAGUCCCAGACCCAGACCAGUUGGACCAACCAGACCUUCAGACCCUGCAGAGUGCAUACCCAGGGCCAGACCAUUGUUGUCCCCGUUCGAUUCUUUCCCUCAGCCUGUCAGGAUAUUUCAUACUACGAUGGGGGCUGCUCAAAUACUUGCGGCCUGUCUCGCCAUCCUUAUUUCGUCCUUCGGUGUCCAUGGUAACGUUUUCUCACUAGAGAGAGCGUUUCCUAGGAGUCACCAUAUCGGACUUGACGAGCUCCAAACUCGUGACCGAACCAGGCAGGCCCACCUUUUUAAAAGAGUUGUGGGUGGUAUAGCCAACGUGUCAGUGGUAUAUGAAGAUUUCUACGGUCCUGAACAUGUCGGGGUGUACUUGACAAAAGUUAAACUCGGCUCUCCACCAAGAGAAUUCUAUGUGGAGAUCGACACAGGGAGCGACGUGCUAUGGGUUUCAUGUUCAUCAUGCAAAGUUUGUCCUCGGCAUACUGAGCUCGGCGGACUUUCGUUCAAUUUCUACGACCCUGCCAACUCAUCCACCGCUCGCCCAGUUCCUUGUUCCGACAAGUUGUGCAAAGCUUCUUUAGAGACCGAAUGCUCACAUCCGACAAAACAGUGCAGAUAUAAUCUGAGAUAUGCAGACGAAGAUGAGAUAGCCGGGUAUUACAUGUCGGAUGAAUUAUAUUUUGACAUGAUACCGGUUCAGUCUCAUGUUAAAAUUGAGUCUUCAGCGACCGUUGUUUUCGGGUGUAGUACCUCCGUGGCUGGGCUUUUGGAGGGAACUAUAGCUUCAGUCAACGGAGUAUUUGGAUUUGGCCAAGGACUAAUGUCAGUUAUAUCACAGUUGUCUUCUCAAGGGGCAACUGCUAAUGUGUUCUCCCAUUGUUUGAAGGGAGAUGACAAUGGAGGGGGUAUACUCGUUCUUGGUGAGAUUUUAGAGCCAAGUAUCGUUUAUACCCCUCUUGUCCCAACAGUGCACCCCUUUUAUCAAAUUAAUCUCGAAACUAUUUCUAUCAAUGGUCAAAUCGUGCCCAUUGAUCCGGCAGCGUUCACACCAUCACGUGACCGAGCAACAGUGGUUGACUCGGGAAGCACUCUUGGAUAUAUUGCGGAAGAGGCCUAUGAUCCGCUUGUUCAUGCUAUAACUUUGUCUUCAAAGUAUGUGAGUCCCUUCCUUUCACCAUCAGGAAAACAAUGCUAUCUAGUUUACACCAGUGUGGCCGAGGCAUUUCCUACGGUUAGUCUUAAUUUUGCUGCUGGUGCAUCUAUGGUUUUAAAACCAGAAGACUACCUUUUGUAUAAGGGACCUGAUCAGAAUGGUUCUAUUAUAUGGUGCUUUGGUCCCCUUAAAUCUGAGGGAGAGAACCGUGGGUUCACAAUUUUAGGAGAUCAUGUUCUAAAGGACAAAAUUGUGGUAUAUGACAUAGGCCGUCAGCGGUUGGGAUGGGCAGACUACAAUUGCUCGUUGCCGGUAAAUGUUUCUGUAGCUUUACAUGGGAGAGAUCCGACUGGGAGCAGCUCAUCUAGAAACCUACCGUUCGAGCAGCUAAAUACUGGGAUUCUACUUUUCUUCAUGCAUUUAUUUAUCAUAUUUAUGUGAGACCCCAUAGACAUGUGGGUAGGUUAUUAAUGAAUGAUGACAAACGAAUUGGUAUUAAGUUUUUUUUUUUUUUUUAUAAAAAAUAGCGUUAGUGAGUUAAAUUUAUAUUUGUUAGGAGGGAUAAGUGAAGAUCUAUUAUUGGUGUUAAACUUUUUAUAAAG
Pyrus x bretschneideri (Chinese white pear) is the source of this 1829-nucleotide messenger RNA. Its product is annotated as aspartic proteinase 36-like. The coding region runs from base 205 to 1668 and encodes 487 amino acids. Gene Ontology annotation, molecular function: aspartic-type endopeptidase activity. The transcript has 11 exons. Lineage: Eukaryota; Viridiplantae; Streptophyta; Magnoliopsida; Rosales; Rosaceae. The record is from RefSeq and is a predicted model, not a curated record. Gene Ontology annotation, biological process: proteolysis.